Zingiber officinale is the source of this 1116-nucleotide messenger RNA. RefSeq names its product WRKY transcription factor 55-like. Lineage: Eukaryota; Viridiplantae; Streptophyta; Magnoliopsida; Zingiberales; Zingiberaceae. Gene Ontology annotation, molecular function: DNA-binding transcription factor activity; sequence-specific DNA binding. Gene Ontology annotation, biological process: regulation of DNA-templated transcription. The record is from RefSeq and is a predicted model, not a curated record. The coding region runs from base 1 to 1116 and encodes 371 amino acids. The transcript is spliced from 4 exons.
AUGGCUCCUAGACACAUACUUGAGACACAUGGUAUGGAGGGUACAAAGACACCCAUGAUGGUGAAGUCAGGACGGACGACACAAGACAGAGCAUGGCUAGUGGUGAUGAGGAGACACGAGCAGUAUGGACAGAGAUCAUGGGUGGUGCUUAUUGAUUCCUCAGCUUCGUGGCACAGAAGCAGUGCGAGGUUCAUGGAGGCAGCCUUGUCUCAAAUCCUUGACGCAUGCAAGCUUGCUAAAGAACUGGAGGGCAGCCUUCUCUUCCAGGUCGACGUUGCAUCCGAUGCACAUUACCUCUUGGGAUCUUGCGAGGAGAUUGUUGGUGCUUUCAACAGAGCCAUCCAAGGAUUAUAUACCCUGCAGAACCAAUCUUCUUGCAGUGUCCAAAUGCUCCUCAUGAGUGCCUGUGAAGGAACGGGAAAUCCUCUGUGCGCUGGCAUGCCGGCGCAGAGAUCACUGGAAAUUCAGCCGGCAGUGACAGAGUUUGCAGGUGGCUCAAGCUAUGUCUACUCGGCAGCAGCAUCGGCUCAGAGAGGGGGCAGGUGUUUGGUGCAAAAAUCUUCCAAGAAGAGAAAGGAAGGCACUUUGGUAAAGUUGGUGCCGGCACAUCCUAACAUGGAGAAUGCUCCUGAUGACGGAUAUACCUGGAAGAAGUAUGGUCAGAAAGUGAUACUUAAUUCGAGGUUUCCAAGAAGCUACUAUCACUGCACCCACAAGAAUCACUAUGGUUGCAAAGGAAAGAAGAAAGUGCAACGGCUUGAUGAUGAUCCAUCCACACUUGAAGUCACCUACUGCGGUGCACACACUUGCCGCACUUCUCCGACCCCAAUAAGGAUCCCCAAUGAGCUCAUGCCAAGUGCUGUUAGCAACAGCAAGAAUGGUGAAAAUAAUAUGCAAACAGUAGCACCAGAAACCACAUUGAUCCAACUUCGUAACUGGUUCAACAGAGAUAGUAGCAAUAGAUACAUAGAACAGAUGCAGGGUGGUAGAGACAUUGAUUAUUCAGUGGCAGAAUUUGCAGAUGCCAUGUUCAAUUCAGGGAGCAGUAGCAGUACCUUGGAUGUCAUCUUCACACAAAGCCAAGGGAAACUGCGGGCGUUAGACCCGUUCUUUUAG